CCUUUUUCACAACGACAUUCUUCUCUGAUUCCAACUUGACGAUCACCGAGCUACGGUACAAUCUGUCCGCAGCAGCACGAAACUAAUUUAAUUGCAUCCUGAAAAGGAAUCGAGAUGUUUUACACAUGUGGACCCAAUGAAGCCAUGGUGGUGUCUGGCUGCGGCCGUACUCCACCUCUGAUGAUUGCUGGAGGAAGAGUGUUUGUCAUCCCGUGUAUCCAGAAGAUCCAGAGAAUCACACUCAACACUCUAACUCUGAACGUGAAGAGUGAUAAAGUCUACACCCGUCAUGGCGUCCCCAUCUCGGUCACCGGCAUCGCACAGGUGAAGAUUCAGGGUCAGAACAAGGAGAUGCUGGCCACAGCCUGCCAGAUGUUCAUGGGGAAGUCUGAGGCCGAGGUCGCUCAGAUCGCUCUGGAGACACUGGAGGGCCACCAGAGAGCCAUCAUUGCUCAUCUGACGGUCGAGGAGAUCUACCAGGAUCGUAAGAAGUUCUCUGAGCAGGUGUUCAAGGUGGCCUCCUCCGACCUGGUCAACAUGGGCAUCGGUGUGGUCAGCUACACCCUGAAAGACGUCCACGAUGAUCAGGAUUACCUUCACUCUCUGGGAAAAGCCCGAACAGCCCAGGUCCAGAGAGACGCGAGAAUCGGAGAGGCUCAGUAUAAACGCGACGCUGUUAUCAGGGAGGCUCAUGCAAUGCAGGAAAAGGUUUCUGCGCAGUACAAGAACGAGAUCGAAAUGGCGAAAGCUCAGAGAGACUUCGAGCUGAAGAAAGCAGCCUACGACAUCGAGGUCAACUCCAGGAAGGCCGAGUCAGAGAUGGCCUACCAGCUUCAGGUGGCGAAGACCAAGCAGCGCAUCGAGGAGGAGAAGAUGCAGAUUCAGGUGGUGGAGCGAACGCAGCAGAUCACGCUGCAGGACCAGGAAAUCAUCCGCAAAGAGAAGGAGCUGGAGGCCAAAGUUAAGAAACCCGCAGAAGCUGAGAAAUACCGGAUGGAGAAGUUAGCCGAGGCGCAGCGCCUGCAGCUCAUCAUGGAGGCUGAGGCUGAGGCAGAGUCGAUUAAGAUGAGGGGCGAGGCCGAGGCUUUCGCUGUGGAGGCUAAAGGUCGCGCUGAGGCAGAGCAGAUGGCCAAAAAGGCCGAGGCCUUCAAGCAGUACAAAGAUGGAGCCAUGGUGGACAUGCUGCUGGAGAAACUUCCUCUGAUGGCUGAGGAGAUCAGCAAGCCAAUGUCGAAGGCGCAGAAGAUCACCAUGGUGUCCAGCGGCGGCUCAGAGGUGGGAGCCGCCAAACUGGCUGGAGAGGUUCUGGACAUCAUGACCCGGCUGCCUGACGUUGUGGAAAAACUCACAGGAGUUGAAAUCUCACAGGCCGCUUCGAAGGCGUCCCGUGUGCGUUAGGAAGGGUGAUCAUCUGAGAGCGCCACGCCUCCUCCUCGUGUCCAAUCCGUACCGUCUGUCCAUGCAUGUUUCCCCUCCUUUCUGUGGCUUCUGCUCAUUUCCUGGAUGUUUGCUGUUUUUCUCCCCAUCGUUACCGACCACAGAAGCACUCGGAUGUUUUUGGGCCUGUCGGAGCCGUAGCCGCGCAGCCCACCAUAGCUCAACAUGAAGUCGGAGCUGCUGCCUUUUUAUACCCGAUUUUCAAUAUGCAACUUCUUGCCUUGUGGUUUUCCUCUUCGUUCCUGCGAAGGAGCUGGACCACGGAACCAUCACUCCUCUGAUCAGAGUUCAGAGGUCACUGUGCCUUUUUUUAAUUUGUUACAGAACGCAAAGUGCUUUAGCAAGUUCAGGGAGCCCGAAUUACACCUGCUGCUGCAAUGGAAGAACUGUCCCAUCACUUGAAGAACGGCUCCUCUCUGCUGUUUGAAAUCAGGACUGAAAUGUUGGAAAACCUCUCAAAUUUUCCACUUGUUUACUAUAAUAAUUGUCGUUCUCUCUGCAGUCCUGACUGUUUAUAACAUAGAGCUCUUAAAUCAGAGUUGUCAAACUCAUUUUCCUUUUGGGCCAAAUCAAGACCAUAAAUGUUCUUAAAUGGGCUGGUUGUGUCAGAAUGCGUUGAUAAAACUCAUUAAACUGUUAAAAUAUAAAUAAUUUCUUAAAAUUAAACGCUGAACAUAUUUUCAGUCACUCCAAGAUUUCACAAUCGAUUUUUUUGCAUAAAAAAAUCGUCAUUACUCACCGCAUCACUAGACAUAAAGUAAGGUCGAGGCAGCUAAUUAGUAGAAGUAUAGUAGAAAACCAGAUUUUCUUUUGUGAAAAACAAACUCUCGCAAGUUUCCACAAUAAUUCACAAAAAACCGGAGUGACGAAUUGAUGCAAUUUGGCUGUAAACGGAUCAAAACUGCUUCAAAUUGAUGAAAUAAUAUUUAAGCUUGCCGUUAUCUGGACGGUUCCAUUUCUGUGUCCCUUUGGAGCCAAGAGGGCCACAUAAAGAGCUGCGGCGGCCCAGAUUUGGCCCCCGGGCCUAGAGUUUGACACAUCUGUUUUAAAUCCUCUGUGGUAAUUAAAUGACUUCUCACUGCUAGUGUUGUUGUCCAUUGGCUGCAUUUCUUAUCAGUUUGAAUUGCAGGCUGAGGGAUUUCUGUCUCAAAAUGUCGGAGUAAGUGUUCGAUGGGUACAAGUUUUGAGGUUUUCCUGUUCGAUGCAUUGAAAGUGUCUGGUGGUUGGAGAAAAGCAUGUUGUCUCUUUGAAGCAUGCAGCUGCUCUCUUUGAGGUCUGGGCUUUUUUUAUGCUGUAGAGACGGAAUCUGCACUAACUAAUGUCACAAUUCACACAUCAGUUUGUGUAUGUUUUUUUUUCUCUUCUUGGCGUUUAAAUUAGACAUAGGAUGUUUUUCCAAUUUUGAUCGUACCGAACCUUUAAAUGGUAAAAAUCAUACAGGAUAUUUGAGACGUUCUAAUAUAACUGCAGGUGUAUUCUUAUAAUUUUUUUUAUAUGUAUAUUAACUACUAGUUGCAUCUGUAUAAAAUUUUAUAGACUUUUACCCAAAAGGUUUUGCAUCAGUAAGCCUUCUUGCGGUCGAUGUGAUUCUUGUGAAGAAUGCUUCGAAAACAUUUGUUGCAUGGCUACUUAAACUGACAUGAACGUAAAUCAUAUUUAGUGUGGAACUGCUUGUAUUAAACAGUCAGUAGUGAACGAUUAAUAAAAUGUUAAACUCACCGAAAACAGCCUGGUGUUUGUACACAGUGUGAGGCCGCUCAGUUUUAUUUGAAAAGGGUAACUUUAAUAAAACCUCUACAAAAAUAGAACAGCAAUGAAUAAGAGCUUGAAGAUAACAAGCGUUUCUAUAGCAACGAUGAAAAUGUGACAGGGAGUUAUCUAUAUAUUAGUAAAGAAAACUGUAAUCCUGUCCUUUGAAUAUGUACAUACUGUGAACAUUAGAACAGAGAGAUGAAAUCGGACAGAUUGGGAAGAGUUGUACUAAAAUGUUAAGUACAAACAGCUUCAAUACUAUAAUUUUACUAAAAGGGACAAAAAUGUGAUGGUCAUCACCAGAUUUUAAAAUUGUGUUAAUACAACCUGAACUGAGACGCAUUCUUUAAUAAAUCGAGACAAAUCAGAGGCUCAACAUGUGCGAGUUAACUGAGUGCUGAACAAAUACAUUUUAUCAGCUGUUUAAACUCAAGUUUUAGCAGCUUGCUAAUGUGUAAUGGUACCACUGACCUGAGAAAAACGUGUUUUUGGUCAUGAAAUUGAAGAGCUAUGCAACCAUUUCUGCACAAUUUGGAAUCAAAUGAUUAAAAUAAAACCAUUUCAGACUGAACACCUCAAUAUGCAUGAGGGAUCUUCAAUACAACAUAAUUAGAAGGCUGAACAACUAUUGGAUGGACAUUUUAUAUGGAUAUUGACACAUUCCUCUGUUAAAUAAAAGAGCUUAUGGUAAAAAGAUCUGGUGCAGUACUGCUUGAGGAGAAGCGUCUAAAUAAAUCAGCUAAGAAAUCCCAAAAUUUCAGUCAAAUUUUGAAAUUAAGCUGAAUAAUUCAAGUCAUAUAUAUAUCAAAGUGUUGAGUAAACUGUCUCUGUUCUGGUUUGGCUCAUUGAAAUAUAGUUCCAGGACCUUGGAGGAUAAAACUUGUACCAGUAUGAAACAAUAUUUCCAAUAUUUUUUAAAAGUAAUUUUAAAACACUCUUUUUGAAACAAACAUUUUGAGUCGAAAAUGAUCAAACUGUACCUUUAAGCCCCUGUGUAGGGUGCUGGUUUGCUGGGUCUCCAAGCUAUUGCACUAACAUUUCUCUCGACUUUCUCCUCUUCUCCGGACAAUCCUCCUUAUAAAUUGGCAAUACAUUCAUCACACAGUCUCUAUUUGCCAACUUUCAUGUGCUCUCUCUCAUUCUUUCAUGCCUUUUUAUUUUAUAUUCCUCAACUUUUAUUCUGUAAAUACAUGUAAACUGUUCUGCCCUUCAAGCCUGAACACAACUGAGAUGGAGAAAUAUGGCAAAUUCAAGCAAUGAUGAAUAAAAUGAACCAAGGCACCCCAAACAGGAUGGACGUCUUCAAGCUAUUGCUGCUACAGCUUCGUAAUCAUAGACAAUGAUGCAGUAAUAUGAUUUUGUUCAUUUCAGGAAAUAAUCUGGUGACGACCAAAAACAUCUCUUGAAAUCCCUUAAAUUGAAAGUGAGUGCACAUACAUUUUAUUAUAACCGAGCUAAAAAGAAAAAACAAAAAGUGAACUACAGUGUAUCAAAAUGAAUGAAAUGGCACAACCAAUCACUAAACAUGUAUUACUUCACAAUCAGGGUGAUCUCAGAUUUACAGAGCUGUACAGACAGUAAGGUAGAAGCACUGGUUCCACCGCGGUCAGCUUACACAUGGAUCAACGCAGAGAUAGACUUUCACUCCAAAAAAAAAA
Messenger RNA from Poecilia reticulata (guppy), 4847 nucleotides. It is a transcript of the gene flot1b, whose product is annotated as flotillin 1b. Gene Ontology annotation, molecular function: protease binding. The record is from RefSeq and is a predicted model, not a curated record. Gene Ontology annotation, cellular component: cytoplasmic vesicle; plasma membrane; flotillin complex. NCBI's taxonomy places the organism in Eukaryota, Metazoa, Chordata, Actinopteri, Cyprinodontiformes, Poeciliidae. Gene Ontology annotation, biological process: positive regulation of cell-cell adhesion mediated by cadherin; regulation of receptor internalization; protein kinase C signaling.